AUGUCGUCCUUGAAACCUGUCGUACGUCUCCCGCGUAACGGAGCACCCGCUGCACAUGGCGCUUUCCCGACAGAAAUAGCGGCAGCAGAGCAAACGGAACAGCGGGGUAGAGGAGUGGGAGAUAGCGCAGAGAAAUUGGCCAGAUCAGGUCGAUUGGACAGAGAAGGGGAAGGAGGUGGAAAGUUAGAGGCAGUUUUCCUGAGUGAGUUCGAGGCGCGGGCCCCGUUUGUGGAGUUUACUCUAUCGGAAGAUGCUGUAAAGGUUGCUUCCUCCCCAAACGCUGGAGGCGCGUCCGUCAUUUCCGAGUCCCUUUCAGUGGAGUACUUUGUGCGCCAUUUCGGUGCAUCUGACAUAAUCUCAGAGAUGGAGGUACAGUACUGCGACAGCAACUGGAAGAAGGUGGAUUACAUCUGCAGCUUGUUUGGGCAGCGCUUUGGAGUGUCGGUCACUCGAGCCAUGAUGUACCCCGACCCUGGUCGAUUUGACUACCACCACGCAAAGGCCCUUCUCAGAAAGAAGCUGCAUGGACUGGUGGUGGCAUGGCCUUCCCAUCUGUGUGCAGAGAGUCUGGCCUUCAAGAGGACGUACUCAUCGUUUUAA
Closterium sp. Naga37s-1 is the source of this 600-nucleotide messenger RNA. NCBI's taxonomy places the organism in Eukaryota, Viridiplantae, Streptophyta, Zygnematophyceae, Desmidiales, Closteriaceae. The record is from the annotation of a GenBank genome assembly.